This is a messenger RNA of Scleropages formosus (Asian bonytongue), 2675 nucleotides long. RefSeq names its product acyl-CoA synthetase family member 3 (gene acsf3). Gene Ontology annotation, biological process: fatty acid metabolic process. Lineage: Eukaryota; Metazoa; Chordata; Actinopteri; Osteoglossiformes; Osteoglossidae. The transcript is spliced from 11 exons. Bases 545 to 2293 code for a protein of 582 amino acids. The record is from RefSeq and is a predicted model, not a curated record. Gene Ontology annotation, molecular function: medium-chain fatty acid-CoA ligase activity.
ACAGGACGUUUUGUUUAAAGAGCUCGGGAGGCGCUCGUGCACGUGGAUAAUUAUUGAAAUUAUUAUCGAUACUGCCAAGAUACAGUGUCUUUGCUUGAAUAUUUUUCCCUUCAGUUUUCACUCGCCGCUGAAGAGUUCAAUCAUUCAUUGUGUGAAUUUGAAUGAGGAUAGGAUUACCAAAUUCAUACCGGCGGAUAGCUAAACAGAAACCAUGUGCCACACAGAGACAAUAUUCUGCAAUAUGAUUGAAACGCAUUAAUUUAAAAUAAUUAUAUAUCUAGCCCAUCCAAUAUCUCUGCUGCGUUGUGGAGAGCACUGCCUUUGGCUUUGGACCCCCAGGGUGCAGGUUCGAGCCCCGCCUCCAGCUGUAGUACCCUGAGCAAGCAGGUCAUUGGACGGCAGUUCAGCACUCAAAGCAGCGCUGGGGAGGCAGGGUCUCCGAACAACAGCAACACACUCCUGAAAUACAACUGGAGUGUCUGUGUUUAGACCUAGGAUUGGGAGGUCCUGAACCUGGUCCAGAGAAGAACCAGCAACAUACCCAAUGUGGUUUAGAAGAGCACUUCACUCUACAAACAGGACUGUGCUCUUCUUGGCGAGUCUGGGAUGGACGCGCUGGGAGAUGGGGAAGGGUGCGCUGCAAAGGCUGCUGGGAAGGUCCUACUUAUCUACGAAUGGCCAUAGACUAACCAGGCUGGCCAAGGUAGUGCCUGUCUUCAGCAGAGCGCCGGGGUUUGGAGAGAAGCUGGCUGUGGUGGACGCCAGCGGGAGUCACACCUACAGAGACCUGUAUGAGAGCAGCCUGGGCCUCACUGGGAGUAUCGCCCAGCAGCUCCACUGUGACUCUGGUGACCUGCAAGGCAGGAGAGUCUCCUUUCUGUGUGCCAAUGAUGCCUCCUACGUGGUGGCGCAGUGGGCUAUCUGGAUGUGCGGGGGUAUCGCCGUGCCCCUUUACAGGAAGCACCCGCCUGCUGAGCUGGAGUACAUCAUCAGUGACUCCCAGAGCUCCCUGCUGGUGGCAGGGGACUCCUAUGUGGAUACCCUGAGGCACCUAGCCCACAAGCUGGGGCUCCCCUGCCUGCAGCUGCCAGCCUCCUGCAACCUGGCUUCUUUGAAGGCCAGUGAGAUGCAGCUCAGCCCAACAAUUGAUGACUGGGCGGACAGGCCUGCCAUGAUUGUGUAUACAAGUGGCACGACAGGCCGUCCCAAGGGGGUACUGAGCUCCCACAGAAACCUGCACGCCAUGGUCCAGGCCCUGGUCACAGAGUGGGGCUGGUCCCAAGAUGAUGUCAUCCUCCACACGCUCCCCUUGCACCACGUCCACGGCAUUGUCAACAAGCUCCUGUGCCCGCUCUGGGUGGGUGCUACAUGCCGCAUGCUGCCCGACUUCCAGCCCCACAAGGUGUGGGAGUACCUGCUGAGCGGUGAGACCUCCCGGGUGAACGUGUUUAUGGCUGUGCCCACUGUCUACUCCAAGCUCAUCGAGUACUACGAGAAGCAGUUCACCAAGCCCCACGUGCAGGACUUUGUGAGAGCCGUCUGCCAGGAGAAGAUUCGGCUCAUGGUGUCUGGUUCGGCUGCCUUGCCCCUCCCCACCCUUCAGCGAUGGGAGGAGAUCACGGGACACACCCUGCUGGAGCGUUACGGCAUGACGGAGAUUGGCAUGGCCCUGUCCAACCCGCUGUAUGGACCCCGUGUGCCAGGUGCAGUGGGAAACCCCCUUCCUGGUGUGGAGGUACGCAUCGCCAUGACUGCCUCCUCCAACACCACUAUCGCUGAGGGCACCUGCAGGAAGACACAGGUGCGGCCUGGCAUGGAGGGUAAGGAGGGUGAGCUGCUGGUCCGAGGACCCUGUGUAUUCAAGGAGUACUGGAACCGACCCCAAGAGACAAAAGAAGCCUUCACUGCUGAUGGCUGGUUCAAAACAGGGGACACGGCUGUCUACAGGGAUGGGGUGUACUGGAUCAUGGGCCGGACCUCAGUGGACAUCAUCAAGAGUGGCGGCUACAAGAUCAGUGCUCUCGAAGUCGAGCGACAUCUGCUGGCCCACCCUGACAUUACAGAUGUGGCCGUCAUUGGAACCCGGGAUGCCACGUGGGGCCAGAGGGUGACAGCUGUGGUGCAGCUGAAGAAAGGGAAGAGCCUCUCACUGGAGGAACUGAAAACCUGGGCCAGAGAGCGCAUGACGUCCUACAUGAUCCCCACCGGUUUGGUCCUAGUGAACGAGAUGCCCAGGAACCAGAUGGGAAAGGUCAACAAGAAGGACCUGCUAAAGCAGUUCUUCCCCAGCUAGAUCCCUGCAGCAACAUGUCACUUCCUGUUAGCGGGUUGAGCCCCCCCCCCCCACGGAGUCAGAAGGUCCCGGCAUUGCUCGGCUUCCGGAUCAGGAGAAAACGGACCGAAGACGUUGAAAAGGAAAGGCAAUUCUGCUGAUGGACGUUAAGAGCCGCGUUCAGCCCUCUGAAAGCUGAGUGCCCCCUGGUGUUCCAGCUAAUCGUCAUCCUCACACUGAUUUUACCGUGUUUGUGACCAGUCUGAUGAAAGUGAGAAAUUGUCCAGUUUUUAUUUUACACUGACAGUGCCGAUGUUGACAAUUAAUAGUAAUGAUGAAGGUGGCAGUGGCGUCAUCUCAAAGGAUGUCUCUAGUCAUCUUCUCUCUGCGAUGUGAUGGAAUG